Aaosphaeria arxii CBS 175.79 is the source of this 1379-nucleotide messenger RNA. RefSeq names its product cytochrome P450. Bases 24 to 1379 code for a protein of 451 amino acids. Gene Ontology annotation, molecular function: oxidoreductase activity, acting on paired donors, with incorporation or reduction of molecular oxygen; heme binding; iron ion binding. The transcript has 3 exons. The record is from RefSeq and is a predicted model, not a curated record. NCBI's taxonomy places the organism in Eukaryota, Fungi, Ascomycota, Dothideomycetes, Pleosporales.
GAACGGCUUGUUGCGACAUCAAAAUGAAUUUUUAUCUCCAAUUCGUAACUGUGCCCUUUCUUUCUUUCAUACUUUUGAAGGUUUUGCACUGCAUGCAUUACAAUCAUCGCAAGAACUCGAGUGGAUGUAGAGAUCCGCCGAGCUAUCCCCACAAAGACCCGAUAUGGGGGAUUGACUUAUUCAUCCUCACAAUCCAAGCUUUCAGUUCGGGUGAGUAUCUAGACAGGAGCACGGCGCGUUUCAUACAAUUCAAGAGUAAAACAUGGAAAAGUCAUUCUUUUGGAACGACUGUGUAUCAUACUAUUGAUCCAGAGGUAGCAAAGAACUACCAGUCAAUCUACUUCAAAAGCUUUGGCAUCGAGCCUAUUCGAUAUCAUUUGGCUGAGAAUCUCUGGGGAAAUGGAAUUGUGGUCACCGACGGCGAAAAAUGGUCUGCGGUACGCAGCUUCAUUCGGUCCAGUUUUGACAUCGUACAUACGGCAAACAUAGAGAGGCUAGCCUUUCACGUAGAGAAAUUUAUGGAAUUGCUACCUCGCGAUGGCACUACAUUUGAUCUAAUGCCUUUAUUCAAGCGCUUAGUCCUCGAUACCUCGAGUGAAUUCAUCUUUGGUCGAUCAUUGAUGGCGUUGGAACACCCAGACGUUGCAUUCAUGGAAUCAUUCGAAUAUGCGCAACGCGGAACCGGGAUUCGCAUGAUGCUUGGUCGUUUGAAGUUUCUUCACCGUGACGCGCAAUGGUUACAAUCGUGUAAGCAAGUUACCGACUUCUGUGAAGCACGCGUGGAGGAAGCCAUAGAAAGAGUCAAGGAUGGGUCAGAGCGGCGAACAGAGAAAAACCGUUUACGACUCGUCGAUGAAGCAGUCAAGGCUACAACAGAUCGAUAUACUUUACGAUCACUUAUACUCAGUGUAUUCAGUCCUGCUCAUGAUGGGGCUGCAAUCGCGCUUAGCAACGUCUUCUUCCACCUUGCAAGACAUCCAAAGGUUUGGCAUAAGCUACGCGAAGAGGAUGUCAUUCUGCCUUGUGGUGGAGGUUCCACUGGCAGUGAACGUUUGUUCGUCAAGAAGGGCGAUAUUAUCGAGUCGGAUUACCGUGCGAUGAUGCGAGAUCCCGAUUUGUGGGGUACGAAUGCGGAAGAGUUCUUUCCUGAGCGAUGGGAAGUGAUUCGGCCGACGUGGGAAUAUCUGCCCUUCGGUGGAGGGCCCCGACAUUGUCCUGGGAUUAGACUUGUUUUCGUAGAGGCUGCCUAUACUACCGUAAGAAUCUUGCAGGAGUUCAAAUUGUUAGAGAACCGGGAUAAUGAAGUGGAAUGGAAAGAGAAAAUGCGUAUGUCAUUCCAAAGUAAGAACGGAACUCUGGUCGGACUUGUUCCUGUAUAA